GGAUGGAUAUCACGUUUUGAUGUGAGCCUUUCGAUCUUAUGCGUAGGAUACGGUGUCGCUCAUCGUGACUCACACGCACUCGUUCUUUAAUCACCGCCACUUUCCACCCACCUUCCGCCUACGCCAGCCGUCUCUUUUCUCCUCCAGACGCCGAUACGCCUCCCUUGGCCACUUUUUCUCUUCUCGAUUCUCCUUCAGACGCCGACGCGCUUCCCUUCGCCGCUCGUCUCUUCCUCCUCCUGUGUCUCUUUGCGGCUUCGAGAAGCGAUCCUUUUGCCCCUUCUUAUUCUUCUUGGAGGCGCUCCGCGUGGACGAUGGAUCCCCUGCGUUCCCCUCACCUCUCCGGACGAUCCAGGUACGACAACCAUGCUCCCCCCUCCCACCAAUUCGUCGAUCCCAAUUACUACCCCCGUCAGACCCACCACGCUGCUUCUUUUCUCCCGCCACUGCCGCCGCCACAGCCGUAUCAGAACCAGAACCCGCCUCGCCGCCACGAGCGCGACUUCCGGGCACCCGUCGAGGACGGUGGCCACCUCUUUUUGCCCUACCCUCACCCCCAUGACCCCUUCCUCCAGCCUUCCCCUCGGAUUACGGACCGCUUGCCGCUGCCCGAGGACCGCUACCCCUCGUGCCGGCCUCAUCUGCUGGGCCCCGGCGAGGGUUUCGUCCAAGAUCCCCGAGAAUGCACUGUUCUUGAUGCGAAUAAGUUUAGGGUUGUCGAUGAGAGCCAGGAUUUGAUUCGACUGAGGUGGGAGGAAGAUGACAGGCGACGGCUUGCGAGUUCUUGUCGGGGUAAUUUUUAUCCGGAGGAUCUGGAUGGUGGCUCGGUGGGAAGGAAGAGGAUGCGAUGGGCGCAAGAUCCCGACCAUGAAGAGAACUCGGGUGGUCGAAGCCAGAGGCAUAUCCAGUUGUGGAACGGAGAGGUCGGCCAUCAGCACCGUGCUUUCCCGGAAUCGUUGCCCGGUGCUUCUCUAGGGGCAGCGUACACUUCUUCCCCGAGGGGUACGAGGCACUUUGUAGCCACAGAUGGAAACAGGGAGGCUGCUUCCGUUAUAGAAUGGCGGCAGCAGCAGCUACCGCUGAUGCGUUCUUAUUCCGACAGAGGUAGAGAGGAUCGGAGAGAAGUUGCUUCUAUCAUGGAACGUCAUCUUCAGCCACCACUGCCCUCGAUGCAACCUUCUGCCCAUUCUUAUUCUGAUGGAGAUAGAGAGUUUCUUGAAAAUAAUAAUGCAGAUGUUGCCUAUGAGGCACCUAUUGCUGGUGCAGUUUAUGGCUCUCAAGAAAAUUAUUUCAGAGGUAACAGAGGCAAGAGGAAGAUGUGUGGUGGAGCAAAUGAUUACAGUAUAUCGCAUUCACCAAUCAAGCAACCUACAAAGAGGCCAAGUGCCCUUUCUAGAAUACAAUCGGGGAUAUCUGUCUGGAACAGGAUACAGGAGAAGCCAUCCUUUCUAUCUUCACCUUCUCCUGCACCAUUUUCUCCUUCCAGUAACGCUGUCCAGCACCAAGCAGAAAUGGGUGUACCGGAUUUCUCGUUUAAAUCAAAUAAUUUGGCAGGUCAAGUCUUGGCUUCUCCUAGUCUGGCUGUGAGUUUUGAUGGGACGGAUCCUGAGGAGUCCAUGCCGAAGAAGACUGUGAAAAAGAAGAAGUUGGUGAGAAAAUGGGAGGAAUUUGCUGUUCCUACUGAUCCUGGUUCAUCCGUUUCUGCAGUGAAGGAUGGGAUUCCUCAAGAGCCCAUAUUAGAUACUCCUAGGAAGGUACUAAAUGAUUUAAAAUUGUCAGGAAAGCAAGGCGCUUCCUCUAUAAAGCCUGCAAAUGAUGCCAACUCUCAAACUUGUUCAACGAAGGUUCUGGGAACAGGAAAAAAGACUCCCAACUGCAUUGCCAUUGGUGAGGUUAACGACAGCAACUGUCAUAGUGCAGAAAUUUCAGAAUUUAGACUUGCUAAUUCUACAAAUUCAGAGCAUUGUCAGGCAGACACAAAUGCUACAGAGAAGAGGAUUUCAGAAAAUCUUUCCAUAUCUGUUAGCGUAUUCAAAGCUGGUGGCGAUGAUAGUGACAAGGAGAAGAAAUUUAUCAAUCUUGGAGAAAAUGAUGGCCAAAACUGCACUAGUCCGCCGGUUGAUAUUGGAGCUGUAAAUGAUGCUAGCUCAAGGCCAUUUGAUCAAGGGGCUCCUGAGGCUGCACCAGAAUCUGGCACUGAGCAAUUGCCAUCGGCUAUUUUUCUGGAUGAGAAUAUCAUAUCUGAUAACCAUGACAACCAGGAUAUUGAUGGGCCAGAUGACGAUGAAAAGUGUGGAUGUCCUGAUAAUGGUUUUGUCCCAUCUUCAUCCGAGCAUUCUUCUUCAUCACCACUGGGGAGCGAUGAGCAGUUUGUCAUGCCAGUUGAUCAUAUUUCUUCCACAUUCAGCAAAGAUGAUUCUAUAGAAAAGAACUUGAAAAGUAAAAAAAAGACUGACGAAGAUCAGCUCACAGAGGUCAAUAAGGGUGCAAAAGAAGAGUUCAAGGAUUUUGGUUACGGAGAGAUUACAAAUGCUGAUGCUUAUUUACACUCGGAAAUGCAGAAUGUUUCAGCAGAUCUUCCUCCGCUGUUAAAAGAUGUAGUCGCAGGGGAAUACCAUCCAGAAACUGCCAUAUUUGAAAAAGAUGAUGGUUGUAGUAUUCAUGCUCAUGUUGAAAUACCUCAAUCUGAUUGUUUGAGACCUGGAGGGAAAAGUUUAGCAAUUUGUUCCUUCAUUAUGUCUGAAACUCAAGAUGCUUCUCAUUUUACAGUGCCAGAACAACUCCAUCCAGGAUUGCCUGACAGCUACGGUUGCGCUAACUUCAACAACUGUUGUGAUAAGCAAGACCAGAAACUUAGCAAGGAAGACAACUGUUCCUUACCUGUUAAGGGAUCUUUGGUAUCUGAAGCUGAAGGCGUCAAAUCAGAUGAAGACAUUAAUUGUAAAACUAUUCUUGGGAAACAAAAGAACUUGUUGUCACAUGACUCUGAGAAACAAAAGAUCACAGAAUCAAAACCAGUCAACGGACAAGUGCAUUUGGGCCAGAAAACCUUUCUGAGUUCUGGUGUUCCAAAAGUUGUUCCAAGUCGAGCUAAUUUAGUAACUUCACUGAAGGAAUCAGCUCAUUCACGUCACAAUUUGAGAAACAAGACAUGGCGUCGAAAUGAUGCUUCCUCUUCAAGUUCUCAGGUGGUUCUGCAGUCUCAAAGAGUUGGUUCGUUGUGUAAACAAUCACCAAAGAAGCCUGGAAAGCUUCAAAGCUCUUAUGUUCGUAAAGGUAAUAGUCUUAUUAGGAAACCAUCUAUUGAGUUUCCUCCUCAGCCAUCACAUACUCUGGGCAUUUCGAGUAAAUUGAGCAAAGAUAAUAUGGAGAAAAGCAUGAAUUUUGAGAGUAAAGAUACUACCAAUGAUGGUUUUACUUGUUCUAAUACUUCUUUUGAGAGACCUAAAACACCUCCUUUACCUCUUGGCACAAAGUUAUCAAACUCCACUGCUGACCCUUUGUUGGAAGCUCCUCAUCCCUUAUCAGAGAACUCUAUUCGUGAAGUUAGGACUGAGGUUCACAGCAGACCACUUGACUUGGCUUCCUGCAGUGUCGAUGACCAAAAUGUCAAGAUUGAUGAAACAUCCGACCCUUUGUGUACUAAGAGUAUGGUAUAUGUGAAACACAAGUCUAAUCAGUUGGUUGCUGCUUCUGGGCCUAAACCUACUGAUUCAGCUAACCCUUCUUUGGACAAGGCCCAAACAUUUCCUUCCUCGGCAUCAUCAGAUCUUUACUACAGGAAAAAGAAGAACCAGCUUGUACGGACUAUAUAUUCUUCAGAUGGUCAAAAUAAGCAGGACAUGGUUCAUGCUGAAAAUACAAGUUCAGAUGAGAAAAAAGUUCCUAUAUUCACCUCAAAUCGCAGCUCUUCUAGUCUACUCAAGAAGAAAUUGAAUAAAGUUCGAGAGAAGCAGCUUAAGCACUUCAGUUUCUCUCGUGUCUGGACAUUGAAUGGCUUAGAACCACAUAAAAAAGGUGCUUCACCAUUAACUCGCUUGAAGGUUCUUCCUCACCUUUUCCCAUGGAAGAGAACUACGUAUUGGACCAACAAUUCAUCAGUUUUGAAGAGACGUUCCUUAUUGCUGCGCAGCCAAAAAAUGCUGCUUACAAGGGAUAUAGCCUACACACUGUCAACUGAUGGUUAUUCUCUACAAAAAUCUGGGGUGUCACAAGUUGGUCGAUGUAGUUUGAAAUGGUCAAGGUCCAUGCAGAGACGCUCAAAAGUGGUUAAUAAGGAAGCUGCGUUGGCAGUUGCUGAAGUUGAGAGGAAGAAAAAAGAAAGAGAGAAGUUGGCCUCUGUUUCUGACCAUAAAAAUGAACACUUGUGUGCUAUUGACCAAGGAGUAAGAAACAGCAGGAAGAUAUCUUUAUCUCAAAGGAAAUUAUUGGGUGGCAAUAAUGAAUAUAUACGAAUAGGUAACGGUAACCAACUUGUGAGGGAUCCAAAAAAACUUAUCCGCAUUUUAGCUAGUGAGAAAGUACGAUGGAGUUUGCAUACUGCCAGAUUGCGCUUGGCAAAGAAGCGACAAUAUUGCCAGUUUUUUACCCGAUUUGGAGAGUGCAAUAAAAAGGGAGGGAAAUGCCCAUACAUCCAUGACCCAACUAAAGUUGCCAUUUGCACCAAAUAUCUUAGUGGUUCAUGUUCAAACGCUAAUUGCAAGCUUACUCACAAGAUUAUUCCAGAAAGAAUGCCUGAUUGUUCCUACUUUUUACAAGGUUUAUGCACCAAUACAAGUUGCCCUUAUAGGCAUGUAAAUGUGAAUCCCAAUGCUUCUGUUUGUGAAGGAUUUCUCAAGGGAUACUGUGUGGAAGGUGAUGAGUGCCAUAAGAAACACAGUUACGUGUGCCCCCUCUAUAAAGCAACAGGGAAGUGUCUGCAAGGAUCCAAGUGCAAACUUCAUCAUCCUAAGAUCAAAAACAAGUGCAAGGCUAAGAAAGGAUCUACAGUGCAAAGCAGUAGCUGGGGCCGUUACUUUGGUUCCAGCAUUAGUGACGUCGGCAAGUCCUUAGCAGUUUCCUUGGACAACGAAGACAACAAGAAGGUUGAAGACCUUUUCUGCUUUGGUGGCCGGUUUGCUGACUAUAUCAGCCUCAGCCUUGACAACCACGAUGGUGAAUCAAGUUAUGUUGCUUCAAAGGACUUGCACCAAUCUGAGUUCAGUUCGGGCAACUCUCUCAUGCAGAAAGACAACCUUGAUGCUUUAAUCAAGCCGAUACGCAUCAUGAGAAAGGAUUACUCGAUGCCACUCUCUGCCGAUAGUUCAUAUAAUUAUAACAACCACAAUGGUUAUGGCUGUAGCUGUGGCUGAAGGGGGCUGGAGAUCCAGGUACGUGUUUUACAACAUCUGCAUUGCUGUGAUGUGUUGGCCGUUUGCUCGCAAGGAUGUCAGGUUAUGAUGAAACAGUCACAGGCCGUGGGUUUUUAUAGUGGAAACAAAACAGCAGAAGUUUUGUAAGUCAUAGGUAUCUCUCCACAAUGCUUGUAUGUUAAUUUGAAGGAUAUUGUAAAGGAUGUCAUUAAUACAAAGGGGAUUUGUGUUUGGAUAUUGAUACUAA
Molecule: messenger RNA, 5598 nt
Organism: Musa acuminata subsp. malaccensis (wild Malaysian banana)
Lineage: Eukaryota; Viridiplantae; Streptophyta; Magnoliopsida; Zingiberales; Musaceae
Cellular component (GO): nucleus
Molecular function (GO): metal ion binding
Source: RefSeq, a predicted model, not a curated record